Molecule: messenger RNA, 5407 nt
Organism: Triticum aestivum (bread wheat)
Lineage: Eukaryota; Viridiplantae; Streptophyta; Magnoliopsida; Poales; Poaceae
Exons: 2
Coding region: 4620-5222 (200 amino acids)
Source: RefSeq, a predicted model, not a curated record
GCGCUUGAAAAAGAAAAAGAAAAAUAAAAACCCACCCCCGAAUCGAGCGACUGCGUCUCCCACCCCAUCUGAAUCCGCUGCCUCGCCGCCGCCGGCCCGCAUCCUCAGCCGCGCCGUGCUGCCGUCCUCCCCGCACCCCGGCCUGCCUUCUCACCGCCGCGCCCUCCUCCCCGCGCCGUCCAAGUCCUCGCGCGGUUCGCCGACGCCGAGGCCCAGGCCGCCGCGCUCCGGGCCUGCACCGGCGGGCUCGAGCACGCGCCGCCGACCGCGACGGGCUGCUCAACACGCUCCGCGCCGCCACGUUAAACGGCCGGGAGGAGGAGGAGGACGCGCAGGAGGCAGGGCGGUGUCAGAAUCGCGCGCGUUGGAUCCGGCCGAUGGUUACGGCGACACGGGCGCGGAUGCUCUGGCCAAGGCCUCCGCGCUCUAUGCCCCGCCCCUGCUUGCCGAGCCCUGCCUCUCCGGAUCUCCAGCCAUGUAUGCUGCUGGGGACCUUGCAGGUCCAUGCUCGUCGGCGAGGGGGAGCGCAGACAGCAGCCUAGCCCGUCACCGUCAGUAACAUGGCAGUAGGCCUCUUCUCCCCUUCUCAGUUUACAGCAGCAUGCCACACUCUCAGGCUCCUGUCCCCCGUCGUUAGCACACCGAUUCAGAGGCAGAGGCUGACUUGCAGCUCGUGGACACAGAGGAGGAAGCCUAAGAUCAAUCUCAAAAGUUGUUAUCAUUGUUCUCAGCCAGCGAUGCAUAGGGGAAUUGUUUGUUCAUCUAUGUGUUAAAAUCUGGACCUCUUCAUCAACGACUUCAACAAGGAUGAGAUCAAGCUGUGUCUGCUGCUCUGUCCACCACAACAAUUUUGGAAUGCAUUAACUUUUAUCUGCCCAGGUUGAAUCCUUCAUUCCUCAUUCUCAUCCUAAUUUCUUGAUGUUGGGCAAGACACUCCAGAUGAGUUGCUAACAUCAAAAGGCUUCAGUUCUAACUAGAAGAAAUUUUGCUUAGGAAUAUUUUAUCAGUUUUGUGGUCAAUUAAUCAACUGGUGUUACAAUAAAAGCAAGAAAGUGAUGCAAGUUCUUUGGGAUAUAUGCACUGGAAAAUAUAUGAACACUGUUGGCCCAAAAUCACAGGGCCCCACUAAAUUGUUGGCCAUUUGGCCUCAUGAUUUUAAUGAUAAUCGUUCUACCAUGAAUUUUGUCUUCCGCUAGCAUUUCAACAGUACUGUGUGCUGUAGCAGUAUACAUCUGAAAGAGUUUCCUCCUAUGCCAUGGAUCCGGUGUAGCGCUCCAGUGAGAAAUAAUCAAUGGUGUACUUAUCCCCUUUACAUGUUCUUUAUUUACAUUUUUUACAUUGAAUUCUAAGCUAAGUGCUUAGUCUUUUGUUACUUGCAGCCUUGCAGGCAGGAACAUGAGCAUGCAUAUCUGGGAGUUCCGAAGAAGGCGUUGACCCCAUUAUAUAUAUUGCUGCUCUCUGCCAGAAACCAAACAAAUAACACUUCUAUGAUGCUGCUCACUGAUUGAUACUAAAUACGAGUAUAUGGCUUGUUCUCGAGGAUAGUUAUCACUUUUUGAUUCAUAUGGAAUUUGAGGAUAUGGAUGACACUGGUUUGUUUCUUUCACUACUAAAAUUCUGUCCACCAUUAGCUUACGGGCAAUGCUCCAGAUCCACACGAACAUGCCCGAGUAAAUGCUCUUUAUGAUUCCAUGUUCUUAUGUAAUAAGACUUGAUGUGUUUUAUCUUCCAAUAAUUCAGACACGGGCCUUCCACAACUUGAUACAAGCUGCUGACCAGAGUUAGAGGGUUAGGUUUGAUAUUAUUAUUUGUUGUAUGACUAUUUGUUCUCAUUAUGGCACACCUUAUUUAUCUUUUAUUCAGUUACAUAGCUUGCCUGUAUUACUUGAGACAUAAUUAUACCGCGUACAUUUAGUGGAUACUAUUGUUGAGUAAAAACGAAAUUCGUACUUCAAAUUACAUACUGGAUUUAGAUUGUUUCCUUAGAAACCAAGAGUUCUUUUUUUGAUGAAAAUGCCAGAUUGGCUUUUCAUUCAUGAAGAAGGGGUGUAGUACAAGGUGUUUCUCAAAAAUACAGGGUAGUAGAGCUGCAUACGAACUGUAUGCAGGAAACAUACAGUGGAAUAUAACUAAAGCAUCUCUAAUCUGCCUCCCUUGGUUUUUGAAUCAGCUGGUUAAAACCCAAGAUAUCAUUUGCGGUUCCCAGUAGUUGUUUACUAGAGGUAUCCACAAUCCUUUAGAAAUUAGAAGUGAUAGGAAAAAAAAGUGGAACUGAACUGAAGCUAUUUCCGUUAGUAUUGUCUACGUCUCCUUGACCUUUCACGGGAAUCUGAUGUAACCAUCCUGCAACCUGCAAAUACUAUAGAUGAUAUGCAGAGAAGAUUUCAAUAUUACUUAUUACUGCCUUAGUACCAUGCCUUUCUUCUCUACAUAAAUCAUUUAUAAAGCUGUAGGAGGAGCUCAGCUUACAUAUAUGAAUAUCCGACUAAUUGCCUCACCACUAAUUAGUUGCCACACUGCAACUACUGACAGUGGAUACUGACAUCUUAUUCUCCUGGUAGAGUUCAAAACAACAUGAAUCAAGCUGAUGAAAUUCAGUUGUAUUUUUUUCUUUUCCGACCAUGUAAUUUUUUUAACUGCUCUGAAGGUCCUCUCAUAUAUAAUUAAGCUCACACACAAAUGUCCUUGUACGUACUAUAGAAUCAUAUAGCUGACAAUAUUGAACUUUUCUGUUGUAGUAAGAAUAUCAAGCAUUAUUUUGUCAUUGGUGUUUCAGUUUGUCGGUUACAGGUAUAUCAUUCCAAUAUUCAUACUAUAGAAGUUGUUGUCAGGGAGUGCGAGAGGGGUAGCAGAGUGGCCAGUGAGGGGAGCACCAUCACGGGAGCUGUGUUAAUAGAAGGCAACGUCGAGAAGAUGUCGACAACCUCCGUGGAUGAGCGGUGGUUGUGAGAGUUUGCCGAGGAAGGCCUACUCGAUCAUGGAGUGGCUAUCGCUGCAGAAGGCGACGCUAGCAAUAGAGACAGCCAUCCAUUUGUGCCACCAUCAAUAACAACGUUGUAACAAGCAUGGCUCUGCACUGGUUGCUGAAGCAGUAGAGUGGCUUAUGUCAUGUAGGCAACUGGUGGCUACAAGGAUCCGUACGUAAACAUGGUAUGUGAAAUUUGUGCUACACAGGAAUGGAAAUGCCAAUUUACAAAAUAUAAUAUGCAUGUUUGGUUGAUGAUUACUUGGGGUAGCCGAAUAGAACUUGGAACCAGUAUAACUUAAGUGUGGCUAUGAAAAUUUUAGAUGGAGUUGGUGGUUUGGUACCUAUUGGAGUAACAAAUUCCAGUUACCCAGUAGAAAGCAAGGUGAAUCGGAAAUCAAUUAUUAAAUCUGCUUUAUAGGCUUUGCUAAAGAGAGAAACUGAGAGCUACUAAUAUCCUGGUUUCAUUGAAGCUUAUUAGCGUCUUGAAUCCCGAUUUGGACAAGAACUCCCCCAUGAUCCUUGAAUCCCUGUAAAGCAGCAUUGUGCAUUGCUAUUGGAUGACGUUGUGGGUUGUGGGCAUAGAGUGGAGGUUGCAUCACAUGAUCAACGUUGUGUCAAAGGACUUGCAUGGGCCACAGGGAUGUGGUGGUGUUCAUAGUGGGCAACGUUUGUUUUCAUGUAAGUUAUGGUCGAUGUAAGAUAGGUAGUGGAUGGGCAUGUCAUAAGUUUUUUCUCCCGUUGCAACGCACGGGCAUAUUUCCUAGUAACGUUUAAGCAAUAAAGUGUGUCAACGUUACCACCUUUGCCUCCGGCUCGUCCACUUAUGGCUGCUUGCGCGCGCUUGACCACUGCGUGGAUGACCGGUUUGACUCCUUGUGUUUACGCUUCCUCUCCUUCUCGGUGCAUCUAGCCGGUAGCGUCAUGGGUGUAGGCGAGGCGGGCAGCGUGUCCGGUGCGUGUGGCUGGUGCCUCGGGCGCCAUGAGGGGAGGAGAGGAGAAUGUCAUGUAAAAGAAUAGGAGCGGAGGCGGAGGAGCGGUCUCACCCCGGGCGGUGGCGGCUGGGGAAAUGGGACGAGGGAGAGAGAGGAAAUUAAUGGUGUGGCCUAUUUUUAAGAGAACUAACAGUUGAAUCCUGCUUGUCUUGUAGGCCAAUAUAAUCCGGUUGACUUUUGUACCAUGUCGUCCAUGACAAAUAGACCAGGCACGUUAGAAUCGGGGUCAAAUUUGACUUAAUCGGUCAUUACUGCAGUGAUCUAGACGCUCUUAUGCUAUUUCUUAACGGAGGAAGUAGUUUUUUGUGACGAAUAAUCGUAAAGAUGAUAAAUUUGGCUUGAACCAUGAUCAUUUUGUUCUAUCUGUUCCGAUCAUGGCCUAGUCUGUGUACCCGAUUCCGUACUAGCUAAGGAUUCAUCCCCGGGUACAAAUCGGAAUUGCUCGAUCUACUCUCCUUCUCCCGUUCUCCGUCUACCCAAAUCCACACUAGGAUUCCUCGCCGACUACAGAUCAGUAUCGGCGUGUCCCCGUUCAAUAUAAGCAUCAGAGGAAGCGCCUGCGUCGGUGCACACAGCAAGCGAUUCCGGUGUCGAUCGUUCAGGAGGAGCAGAGGAGACACGCACGUAUCAGCCACCCGAUUAGAGACAAGCGCUCGAGCAUGGCCAUGGCCGUGGACGAGCAGCCGUCGCACCCGUACCACCGCUGGGGCCUGCCCCUCGAGAGCGGCACGGGGCACAGGUUAACCCCGAGGGCUAACGAGCCCAUCUACGUCACGGACGUCUUCCUCGUCGACGCGGAGAGCGCCGGCCGCCAGGGUGCCGUGGCCGCCUGCGUCGAGAUCGGCACGCGGGACCUCCUGCUCGGGCUGGUGUCGGCGGAGAACCCCCACGUGGAGCUGCAGACCCCGGUGAUGCUGGACGAGGAGUUUCGCUUUUACGUCAUGGGGCCCGGAGACGACGCCAACGCCGAUGCCGGCACAGGCGCAGACACUGAAGACGAUGCCGACGCCGACGCCGACGCGGCAGUCGUCAUGUUCGAGGGUUUUCUUGUCACAAACACGGAGGAGGAGGCUGCCGACGACAAGGAUGAGGAGUACGAGGAGAGGGAGGAGACCUACGGCGAGCUCGACCGAUACGUGCCCAGGGCGAGCAGUGCCGGCGGCAUCUCCAAGGACGCUCGGCAGGUUGUAGCCAUAACUAUAGCAUUCUUAGGAAUUCUGGUGUCUGUCUCUAUGUUAGCAUCCCUCGGAUUGAUAAAGUAAUGGCGAACUCAUCUAUGGUUGAACUGCGCCGUCACUCACUCAUACAGUAUUUGAUUUGAAGAUGCAUCCGUGACUAAUCAUUGUGUUUUACCAAAAAGGGGCAAGUGUUACGCACUAAUGCUUGAUCACUAUUAUUGCAUUUUAUUCUAUUUUGCUUUAUGGUAGGUGAACUGCCACAAGUUGAA